Molecule: messenger RNA, 2421 nt
Organism: Oryctolagus cuniculus (rabbit)
Lineage: Eukaryota; Metazoa; Chordata; Mammalia; Lagomorpha; Leporidae
Source: RefSeq, a predicted model, not a curated record
CAUACACCUUCAGAGCUUGACCCAAAGCGCCAUGCCUGUGUGGUCACCUUGGGCCACAUGAGUGGUCACAAUGGGGCAAGGCCCCUCCCCCACUCCUGCAGGGCCAUUGUGCAUCUGACCUGGCAUCUCCUCCAGGCCAUCUACUUCACGGCCCUAUUCCCUUACUUGGUGCUGACCAUCUUCCUCAUCAGAGGCCUGAUGCUGUCUGGUGUCACACACAGGCUCCGCUACCUUUUCACCCACAACAUAAGUGGAGGGGGGCAGGGGGCACAGUGGGCAAGGGAGGCGGGCCUCGGGGUCUCAGCAGGGUUGGGACAAGGACUUUGGUCUGGGGUGUGUGGACUGGUGCACCUGCAGGAAGUCCAGGUGCUGACAAGAGGCAGAUUCUCCAGAACAUGUGGGUGUGGAUGGAUGCAAGCCACCCAGAUCUUCUCCCGGUCCCUGGCCUUCAGUGGACACAUCGCCUUUUCCAGCUACAAUCCAUCCAGGAACAACUGUGAGAAGGACACCAUGGUCAUCUCUCUGAUGAAUAGCAUGACCUCCCUGUAUGCCUCUGUUGUCAUCUUCUCCAUCAUGGGCUUCCAGGCCACCACAGACCAUGGACAGUGCCUGGGCAGGAUGAGGCUCGCACUUCCUGCCCUGGCUGCACUUGGCCCUUCUCUGCAUGGCUGCGUGAGACCCUGCAUCAUACAAGGCACCAACAUGGAGGGGAUCAUCACGCUGCUCCUGGACAUGGGGGUCAUCCCCAUGGGGAUCCCCAAGGAGGCCCUCACAGCCACCUGCUUCAUGCUGCAGUCCAGAAGUUACUGGCUGGAGAUCUUCGACAGCUACGUGGCCUCCUUCAACCUCAUAGUCUUCACCUUCUUCAAGGUGGUGGGGGUCAUCUACAUCUACAGCCUGCAGCAGUGAGCUGAGGUCCACGGGAAACCCGGGGGGGUGGGGAGGGCCCCGCAGCGCCACUGUGCCCAAUGUCUGUGCAGGUUCUGUGAUGACAUUGUGUGGAUGAUGGGGCAGCAGCCAGGCCUCUACUGGCGGGCGGUGUGGCUCGUGGCCAGCCCCCUGCUCCUCCUGAGUGUCUUCCUGGCCUACCUCGUCCUGCUGGCCCAGAGGACACUGAGCUACUAGGCCUGGAACCCUCAGCACGUAGGUCCUCCCACGGGGAUCAAGGGGCCGCAGUGACCUGCAGGGUGACCCUGGUAGGACCGGAGCCUCUCGAGGGCCUCAGAGCAGUGUCCAGACCCUGGAGACAUCAGUCCUUCCAGCCCGCACUUUCCACGUGGACAGCCAGCUAAGGAAGCGACAAUUCUAGUGUCUGGGAGAGGUCAGGAGGCAGACUGGCGAAGGGUCACUCCCUGCCUGGUCCACACAGGGGACUAUGUAACACCUGGCCUGGGCCGCCCCUCCAAGUGAGCACCAGAACCCCUCAGGGUCCGCCUGGGGGAAGUGAGAAUUUUCUGCUUUAUCCUGGGGUCUCAGACCACACCUCACCUGUCCACAAGUGUUGGAGGCCAGUGGGUGGGGACCACAUGCCCCUGCCUUCCCUGAGGGCUUCCACCCAGAGGGAGCCUCAAGCCCCAGUUCCCUCAUCCCUGAGCACCCACCCAGGAUGCUGCCCUCCUGUAGUCCCAGGGAGGACUGGGGCUGCCUCCGUGCACAGGUGGUCGGGUCAGCCUCGCUCUGCUCAAGGCCUGGGGUCUGGAGCCAGAGGUCUGACCACUCCAGGCUGAGCUCUCUCUCUCUCUUGUGCCCCCUGCAGGAGCAGUUCCCCUCCAGGCAGGAGAAACUCUACCCUGGCUGGGUGCAAGCCAUCUGCAUGCUCCUGUCCCUACUGCCUGCUCUGUGGGUCCCGGGCAUUGCACUGGCCCGGCUGGUGGCCAAGUGUAGGAGGCAGCAGCAGGAUGAGUGGCUGGACAGCAGCCUGAGGCUGUAAGACAGCAGGGCCCACUGAGGGGCAGGGAUGGCCGUGGGUGACCUCAUCACACCCUGCCACCAACUCUGCAGGACCCUUGGCUCCCCAUGUCUUGGGCCUGCUCUAUCCAGGGUCCACUCUGCCCUCAAAUGGGAGGCAGAGUCCACCCAGGGGCACACCCAGUUCCUGGCUGCCAUAGGAGUCCCUCUGUGACAGUGCUGCCCACACAGCCUCAAGCUGUGAUGAUGGACAAAGGGCAGGCAUGCUGACAGCAGGCCAGGCCCUGCACAGCUUCCCUGCCAGGAAUCCAGCCCCAGGCUGACCCCCAAGUCCAGCCCAGGAUAGGGGGCAGGAGUCAUCUGCACACAUGUGAGGGGGACACACGAGUGCUGGGAGCCCAGCCAGGGAGGACUCAGAGACACCGCCAGUGUCAGCACCCAUGCUCAAGGGCAGAGGCUGCUGAAGUCAGAUUUCCUACCGUGGGGCCUCUUGGCCACUCCCUCCAGGUCCCC